Molecule: messenger RNA, 936 nt
Organism: Candidozyma duobushaemuli
Lineage: Eukaryota; Fungi; Ascomycota; Pichiomycetes; Serinales; Metschnikowiaceae
Gene: HAP41
Product: Hap41p
Exons: 2
Coding region: 1-936 (311 amino acids)
Source: RefSeq, a predicted model, not a curated record
AUGAAUGCCCCACCCUGUGUUCCCACUGAGCGCAAACCAAUAUUAACAGUGAAGACGCUGAAAAACUGGGUGCUUCCUCCCGGCCCAAAAACGCCCAAAGAAAAGCCCAAGGACGCUAAGAAAGAGAUCAAGAAAGAGCCCAAGACCGAGCCAAAGGUGGAAAUCAAACUCGAACCUAGAGACGACAAGCCGCUGGAGCCCGCCAUGAAGCCCUCGCCACCGAAACCAACGUGUGACCCGCUGGCCGCAGAGCUCGCCGCUUCCAUCGGCAACUUAGACAAGGAGAAUUACCAGCUCAAGAUCAAGUUGCUCUCGCUCAUCCACGACUACAAAAGGCUCAAGUCCCACCUUGCGCUGGCGCCCGUGGACCCGGAAUCGCCCGCCGUGGACGUUGACAGCCCGGUGCUGGCCUCUAGAAAACGAGUUUACACCGAGGUUGAUCCCAUGAACGAACUCAUUUCCAACAUGAACCACCUCAGCCAUAGAUCGCCUUCCGACUUGAGUAUACCGGAGGAGCACGAAUUGAGCUUAUCCGAGCAAUUGCUUGAGCCGGAGGAUGCAUUGGAUUUGUUCAACUACGUGAACUUGUCCGAUUCAGAGGAUGAGGACGAGUUCGAGCUGACCCUGUUGUCCCGUCUGGUCUCCCCCGGCUGUUCCGAGACUGACGGCGAAGGACUGCUCAUGACUUCCCUUACCAGAUCCACCACGGUUUCCACCAACAAUAGUCUGGUACCUGAGAAGAAACCCAUGCUCAAGUUCUACGACUUGCCUGCUUACCUGGAUAGCGAGUAUGGUUUUUCGUUUGAGCCAAUUGACCCGCAGGACAAGAUGCUCCUGGUGAUUGAGGAGGACCACUACAAUCAGGUUGCAGACUUUUUGGAAGAGAAACUUUUGAGCAACGACGUUGAGUACUACGUUGACAAGGACGUGCGCUAG